Molecule: messenger RNA, 554 nt
Organism: Adelges cooleyi (spruce gall adelgid)
Lineage: Eukaryota; Metazoa; Arthropoda; Insecta; Hemiptera; Adelgidae
Product: MIEF1 upstream open reading frame protein
Exons: 4
Coding region: 266-469 (67 amino acids)
Source: RefSeq, a predicted model, not a curated record
GAGAGCAAGAACGCCGCCAACGUUUACCGUGUACAAACGGCAAGACGAUCGACUGCGCGUAGGCCAUCAUAUAGGCACUGUGCCUCCUACUAGAGCCUACGAUUUUUCUUUUUUCAACGCUUAUUACACACAAGUAUAAUUUCUUUAGAGCGCGUACAACAAUUAUUAUUUAAACAGUUCUAUGAUCACCGAUCGUUAGAUCCCUACUCAAAAUUAUUCCAAUACUAAAAACUAUAUUGGAUUCAAAUCGUCGAUAAUUUUAAGCAUGUCCGUUACUUCUUUGCAAGUAUUGAAAUUGUACAAGGAGUUGCUGAAGUACGGUUCCAACUUAAAACUAACCAACAAAAACUAUUAUCAAAGACGAAUUAAAGAAGAGUUUAAACAAAAUAAACUAUUAUCCGACCCUAAAGAAAUACAAUUUUCGUACGAUAAAGGUCAAGAGUUACUAAAGAGAAAAUCAAUAGUAUAGUAAUUGUACACUGUUAGUCAUGCAAUAUUUAUACAGAAAAUUAGUGUUGUUAGUUGUUCCCAUCAACGGCGUAAAACAGAAUAGA